GCCCAUUCCCCCAACCCGGCUGCUACUUCCUCUGUUGCUUCUUCUGGCUUUUUCUCUCCCAUUUCAGAUUCUUGCACCUGCACGGGGAGGCAGCAAAAUGUGGCACAAAACAGCCUACAGUGGAAGAGCCCAUGACUAGCGAGGUGGGGCGAGGGGUCUGUUUGCACGUGGUGCGAUGGUGGGGAGAAGGCACAUGGUGGUAGCUUGAAGGGCGUGCAGACCCUGCUGGGACAUGGAGGGACACUGCUGCCUGUCCCCACCCCUCCCAAGUCUGCCAGGUGCCAUACAGAGACCACCUGUGCCAUACAGGUGCCACCAGGUGCCAUACAGAGACCACUUGAGGCAUGCAGGUUGGCCGCUCUGGUAUACAAGGCAGGUCACAGAAGAAUGGGGGACUAUCGGGAUGGCUUGAAAGAGCUCAGUCUGCUGGAAACCAUGUCUCACUACACAGAUGAACCCAGAUUUACCAUAGAGCAGAUAGACCUGCUUCAGCGCCUGAGACGUACGGGAAUGACCAGACAUGAAAUCCUCCAUGCCUUGGAAACUUUGGACCGUCUUGAUCAGGAGCAUAGUGACAAGUUUGGAAGAAGGUCUGGCUACGGCGGCGGUUCUUACGGCAACAGUACCAACAACGUCCCAGCAUCUUCUUCGACAGCCACAGCUUCCACACAGACCCAGCACUCUGGGAUGUCCCCAUCACCCAGCAACAGUUACGACACCUCCCCACAGCCUUGCACUACUAAUCAGAACGGGAGGGAGAGUAACGAGAGGUUGUCGGCAUUCAACGGGAAGAUGUCUCCCACUCGCUAUCCGCUUGCGAACAGCUUGGCUCAAAGGUCGUACAGUUUCGAAGCAUCGGAA
Molecule: messenger RNA, 861 nt
Organism: Alligator sinensis (Chinese alligator)
Lineage: Eukaryota; Metazoa; Chordata; Crocodylia; Alligatoridae
Gene: HMBOX1
Product: homeobox containing 1
Exons: 3
Biological process (GO): positive regulation of DNA-templated transcription
Cellular component (GO): nucleus
Molecular function (GO): double-stranded telomeric DNA binding
Source: RefSeq, a predicted model, not a curated record